AGGGGCGGAGCAGAAAGACUGUUUUACACACACACACACACACACCCCGCAGGCCGUCGGAGCGCGCUGACUCUCCAAACACACACUCACACGCUGAAGAGCCCAGCAGCAUCAUCAUCCUCCUCCUCCUCAUCUUCCCAUCAGCGUGUGCACGAGCGCUCAGCAUCAUCACUGACCGAAUGCCACACAAUGAAACGAACGCGCGCAGCUUCAUCUGAAGGUGCCGUGUGAUUUAGAGGAGAAAAGCACACCACUUUCCUGUAUGAUGUGCAUCGAUCAAAGACGCUGUGUGGUUUUCUCCAGCUCGACGUGAGCAGAAGUGUCUCUUGUUCUCCCGCUCCGUUCUGUCAUGAUGUCGCGGUACCAUCAGCGCUUCGAGCGGGAUUUCCGCAGCGUGUGGGAGCGGAGGGAGCGCUGCGUCUCCAACAGCAGCUGCGGCGGCACAGUUAACGGCUGCGUCUCCACCUCUGCCUCCUCCAUCCCCAACAGCGGCAACAACCGUCCCGGCCUCCUGCCCCUGCCUGUCAUCCCCUCGCUGCUGCCCACCCCGGUCACAACAAGCACGGCCAAUAGCGAGCUGACCUGCAAGCGAUUAACCUCCACCUGUACCACCUCUGUGACUAAGGUCUCUGGGCACCCAGCGGCAGGCACGCAGACUCCUGGCCAGGUCCUGGCUAAUAGCGUCCGCUGGGGACAAACACCCAUUAACCAGUCCACGCCCUGGGACAAAACAGGUCUCUGGACCCAGCGGCCGCCCGCAAAACAGAUGAGGGAGAAAGAUAUCGCAGCUCCUCUAUGGCCUCCUCAAGUCGCUGCCACCGUCAGCCAGGCUGGACUCUUGGCACACACAUUUGCUCUGCCGCAGGCGCCAGCUUACAGUCAGGUCACGGCCAUCCAAGCACCCAUCAUUGGUGUGACCCCGGUGCUCCAAACCCCCCAUCCACAAUUACCCACACACUACCAACUCCCCCAGCAGCCUUCACAGCCAAUGACCAACAUGGUCCUCAACGUCCAGAGCCAAUCCCUCACCGUCGGCGGCCUGCCUCCAAUGCCCAGCGUCUGCCAGGUCGCCCAUCCCGUCCACACGGUGGUUGGCAACGGCCACUUUACGCAUCCCAUGGUGCAAUCUGCCACCAUGAGCUCCUCGCCGCUGCCCAACAACGGGCCGCUGACGAACGGCCAGCAGGAAACCGCCAACAACAGCCUGCAGAUGCUGAGAACGGUCGGAUUGGGGAAAUACGAAUUCACAGACCCCUGGCAUCCCAAAGAAAUGUUGAAGGAAUUGAACCAGCAGCGGCGAGAGAAAGAGUUUACAGACCUGAAAAUAAUUGUUGAAGGCAAAGAGUUUGAAGUCCAUCAAAAUGUUCUAGCUUCCUGCAGCUUGUAUUUCAAGGACAUGGUGAAAAGGUUAUCGGGGGAGAACAGAAACGGUGAGAAGAUGCAGCUGACAAUGAGCAACAUCAGUUCAGAUGUUCUGGAGCUUCUCCUGGAGUUUGUUUACACCGGCUCCCUCAUUAUCGACUCGGCCAACGCCAAGACCUUACUGGAGGCGGCCAACAAGUUCCAGUUCAACACUUUCUGCAAAGUCUGUGUCUCCUUCCUCGAGAAACAGCUGACGGCCGCUAACUGUCUGGGAGUGCUGGCCAUGGCCGAGGCGAUGCAGUGCACCGAACUCCACAACAUGGCAAAGGCCUUCGCCCUGCAGAACUUCCCCGACGUGGCCGGUCAGGACGAGAUCCUCAACAUUUCCAAAGAAGACCUGGUCAGUUACAUGUCCAACGACAGCCUGAACACGAAAGCAGAGGAGCUGGUGUAUGAGACGGUCAUCAAAUGGAUUAAAAAGGACCCCAGCAGCCGAGUGCAGCAUGUGUCUGAGCUGUUGGCAGUGGUGCGGCUUCCGUUCAUCCAUCCCAGCUACCUGCUGAACGUGGUGGACAACGAGGAGCUGAUCAAAUCUUCAGAGGCCUGCAGGGACCUGGUGAACGAAGCCAAGCGCUACCACAUGCUGCCACACGCCCGCCAAGAGAUGCAGACGCCCAGAACUCGCCCGCGACUGUCUGCCGGAGUCGCUGAGGUGAUCGUGCUGGUGGGGGGGCGGCAGGUCAUCGGCAUGAACCAGCGCUCGCUGACAGCCGUCACUUGCUUCAACCCUCAGAACAACAAGUGGUACCCCCUGGCCAGCCUGCCUUUCUACAACCGCGAGUUCUUCUCCGUCAUAUCGGCGGGGGAUAAUAUCUACCUGUCAGGAGGCAUUGAGUCUGGGGUCACGCUGGCAGACGUGUGGUGCUACAUGUCCCUGCUGGAUAACUGGAAUCUGGUGUCUCGGAUGACAGUCCCGCGCUGCCGGCACAACAGCGUGGUGUACGACGGCAAGCUUUACACCAUCGGAGGACUCGGAGUGGACGGAAACCUGGAUAAUGUGGAAAGGUACCAUCCAAUAAAGCUGCUGUUUGAAUUAAACAUUUGAUUGGAGGCCAUUAGGUGUUUCAGAUAAGCGUGCGGUCAGCUCUUUCUGUGCUGGGAGCCAGUCUGAUAAUUGGAUCUGUGCUGAAGUAUGGAGGGAGUAUUUUGCUGGCAGGUGACUGUGACACAGAUGCUUGGGGAGAUUGGAUCGGGUUUCGCGGCUGCCGUGGACUGGAGCUAUAAUCGACCGUUACACUGAGGUCGUGACACAGUCAGUCGCUUUAAAAGGAACGGAUGUCAAAAUGACAAGAGAUGAUGAUGUAAACACAAACCACAUUGGCUUCUGAAGAUCUUUUUAUAGUUGGGCAUAUUGAAAUCUACUCAUUUCUUGAUGUAGAAUCACUCCUCUGACAUGAAGAAUCAAUUUGUAAUCGUUCUUCUGGCACUAACAUCCAAUUUCC
Molecule: messenger RNA, 2864 nt
Organism: Cyprinus carpio (common carp)
Lineage: Eukaryota; Metazoa; Chordata; Actinopteri; Cypriniformes; Cyprinidae
Product: kelch-like protein 29
Exons: 11
Coding region: 350-2467 (705 amino acids)
Molecular function (GO): protein binding
Source: RefSeq, a predicted model, not a curated record